AUGUCAACUGAAGCUGAAUUAAAAACUCUUCUUGCUCAAGUCAUGAAUAGACUUGAAACAGUCACAGCAAGAUUAGAAAAAUUAGAAGGAAAUACUACUAAUAGUACUAAAUCAUCUACAAGUAAUUCAACAUGUGAAUGUGGUGAUGUUCCAAAGGCAGUUCAAGCAUUCAAAGAACUUAUUGAAGAAUAUCUUAAACCACAAGUUGAAGCUGCACAAGGGUUUGAUGAAGUUCUUGGUAAAUGUAUGAAUGACUUCCUUAAUGUUGCAGAACAAGUGUCAGGAUUAAUUGAAAUUGCAGCAAAAUCACAAAAACCAACACAAGAAGAGUUCCAAAAAAUGAUUCAACCAAUUUCUGAGAAGAUGAUGGCUGUUGGAGAAUAUAAAGAUAAAAAUUUCAAGAGUCCAUAUAUUAAUUAUCUUAGUGCUAUUGGAGAAGCAGUUCCAGUAUUUGGAUGGAUUUGUGUUGAAAAAACACCAGCACCAUAUGUUGCAGAUCUUAUUCCAGGAUCAGAAUUCUAUACUAAUAAAGUCCUUGUUGCUACUAAAGGAAAAGAACAAAAUAAAUAUGAUUGGGCACUUAAUUUCAUUAAGUUCUUAAAAGAAAUGGUUGUUUAUAUUAAACAAUAUCAUACUACUGGACUUACUUGGAAUCCAAAAGGAGGUGUUGCUUCUGCACAAGCUGCUCCUGUUGCACCAAAAGUUGAAACACCAAAAGAAGAACCUAAACCUGUUGUUAAACAACAACAACCAAACCCAGCUGGUUUAUUUGCUGAAUUAAAUAAAGGAACAGCUAUUUCUGGAGGACUUAAACAUGUUACUGCUGAUAUGAAAACUAAGAAUAUGAAACCAGAGGACAAAGUUCCACUUGAACCAAAGAAAGUUACUACUAACACACCAAAACCAACAACAGCUAAACCAGCAGUUCAAAAACCACCAAAGAUUGAAAAGAAUCUUAAUAAAUGGGAUAUUUCAUAUCAUAACGGCAAUAAGAAUAUUGAAAUUGAUGGUACUUUCCAAGACUCUAUUUACAUAUUCAAAUGUGAAAAUUCAGCAGUUAAAGUUAAUGGAAAGAUUAAUUGUAUUUCAGUUGAUGGAUGUAAGAAACUUACUUUAAUUUGUGAUACCAUUGUUUCAUAUGUUGAAGUUAUUAAUUGUAACUCAAUUGAUAUUAGAGUUAUUGAAUUAACACCAACUGUCAACAUUGAUAAAUCACAAUCAGUUAAUGUUCAUUUGUCUGAAAAAGCUCUUGAUGGUAAUACUACUGUUAAUACAUCAAAAUGUGAUGCUGUUAACAUUUCAUUCCCUAAUCCAGAGGAUAAAGAAGAUGAAGUUGAAUAUCCAAUUCCAGAACAAAUUUACACUAUUGUUAAAGAGAAUAAGUUAUAUCCUCAAAUUUAUUUCCAUGAUAAAUCAUCUUAUUACUUCCCAAAAUAA
Molecule: messenger RNA, 1437 nt
Organism: Entamoeba nuttalli P19
Lineage: Eukaryota; Evosea; Mastigamoebida; Endamoebidae
Product: adenylyl cyclase-associated protein, putative
Exons: 1
Coding region: 1-1437 (478 amino acids)
Biological process (GO): regulation of adenylate cyclase activity; cytoskeleton organization
Cellular component (GO): cytoplasm
Molecular function (GO): actin binding; adenylate cyclase binding
Source: RefSeq, a predicted model, not a curated record